AUGUCGGAACUCGACGCCAGGACUGCAUCCGCUCGGGGCAGAAGCACGAUUAGAGGUGGCAGAGGUGGCUUUAGCCGUGGUGGCCCUCGCGGCGGCAGGAAGAUCAACGGCACGGAUGAUGCAACUUCACCUGAAGAGGAGUCACUCGAAGACCAGGGCGAGAUCGGCGAGAUGAAGAAGAAGUACGCGACAGAGCUCCCGAUGCUCAGAGACAUGUUUACGGGCUGGACCGACACUGAUUUAGUGUUUGCGCUUGAGGAGUCAGGCGGCGAUCUCAGUGCAGCUGUCGAAAAGAUCUCACAAGGCUCCGUCUCACAGUUCGCUGAGGUGAAGAAGCCCAAGGAUCGCGCCCGCUCCAAGGCCAAGGAGGAGCCAUCAACGGCCGGCGCUGCCGAUAAGGUCGGCUUCGCUGCCCGUGGAGGACGUGGAAGAGGUGGCUUCGACAGCACUCGAGGUAGUCGUGGCCGUGGUGCGGACCGUGGCAGAGGUGGAUUCCGUGGUGCUAGGGGCGGUCACGCGACCACCAAUGGCACAAUCAAGGAAGCAGGCAGCGAGUCUGUUCCCACCGCCGAGUCGACCGCAUGGAACACUGAAGCUACUACCGCAGAGGGUACCUGGGACACACCGGCUGCAGAUGCUCCCAAGGACAUUACCGAUGCUGGUGCUGGCGCUUGGGGUGCCGCAUCCACGACCGAGACCGCUGCACCUGCGCCAGCCGCCGCACCCGAAGCUGCGAAGAGCACUGCGGCACCAGCCAGCGGCGCGAAGAAGAGCUGGGCUAGCAUGUUUGCUGCACCUAAGCCUGUGCCGCAGAAGCAGAUUUUGACCAAAGAGACCGCACCUGCUGCAGUAGUUGCCGCAGGUAUCGAAGCUCCACCAGCCGCCGCCCAGGCGGUCCUCGAGAAGAUAAUAGCUCAAGAGGAUCCUGCCCAAAGCCCGGAUGCGGAGCCACUGCCACUGCCAACUGCUGCACCUACCAUCGAGGAGCCCUUGGCGACUGCGCCCGCUGCUAACGUGCCAACGCCAGCUACCGUCGACACUGAUGCUGCCGCCGAGCCUGACCCGUUGACAGAAGAGAAUGUUGAACACCUCCCCGAUGAGUCGCAUCCACCUGCCACCCAGACUGUCGCGAGCACCGCAGGCUCUGCAGACCCGCGUAACCUCACACCAAUGCCUAACAAACAGGCCCCGAUUGGACGUCCACCACUUGGUGGCUACGCCGUCAGCGCAAACCGUUUGGCUGGUUCAAGCGGCAGGAGCGCCAGCUUCCAGCGGAGGGUACAAGAACAGCAAGAGGCGGUCGUGAUGCCAGGACACAACGCAGUCGACAGAGCUGCAGUACAGUUUGGAAGUAUGGGACUGAACGGCGAGCCAGGUCCAGAUGUUGACGAGGAGCGAGAAGAGCCGGAGACACGCCAUGCGCCUCAGCACUCACCUCCGUCGCAACCAAAGACGUCUUUGCCCCCUGCGCCACGCGAGACUGCAGCUCCACAAGCUGCUCCAGGUCUGCCAGAAGCGCUGCCAACACCAAAGCAGGCACCUGGCCUCCCGCCAGCCUCAGCGCAGAACCAGCAGCAGAUCCAAGAUCCCGCACUAGCGCAAAGCCUUCCACAAGAGCAACAGAUGCCACAGGCGUACAAUCAGUAUGCCCGUUACGGCCAGCCAGGUAUGCCACAGCAACAGCAGGAAUCAGGCACUCCACAGCAGAAGCCAUACGAUCCCUUCAGUCAGCAGGGACAACCAUCGCACUACGACCAGUAUGCUGCCCAGCACCAGCAGCCUCAACAACAAGCACAGCAAGCACCGGCAGGUUUCGGCCUUUCCUCUGCUCCAAGCGAGUACUCACAGUACUACACCAGUGAUCAGACUCGCAACGCUUACAAUCAGUACUACGGUAGCUCCUAUGGUCAGCAGGACACUCGUGGUCACCCAAGUCAAGCCCAGCCACAAGUUCAGCACGAAGCACUUGGUCCACAGCGAUCUGCAAGUGGUUUCGGAGCUGGAGCGAACGAGUCGGCUUUUGGUUCACAGGCGCAGCAGACACAAUCGCGCUUCGCUGAGGCUCCUGGCUCUGGUAAUAACACUCCCAACCCAGUCAUGAGCGGUCAUCAGCAGGCGGCACCCAGCGGUCAGCAAUCGCAGCACAUGAUGCACCAGGUCCAGGCCCAGGCCCACCAAGGUGGGUACAACGCAGCAGGCUUCCCGUAUGGUCACCCAUACUACAAUAGCCCCUACCAGACAGCAUACCAAAACCAAUUUGGCUACAGCCAGCCAGCCGGCUAUGGAGGAUAUCCACAAGGACAAGGCCAGAAGGGCGGCAUGUACGGUCAGCCACAUGCCGGCUACGGCAUGGGCUCGCAAUCAUCGUUUGAUCAGCAUUCAUCUUCACCGGCCAAUGCGAAUGCCUUUGCCCAAAACCAGCAGAGCUCAAUGCGCAGCACAAGCGGCAUGGGCUCCGGUCUUGGCGGACUUGAUGACUAUCAGCGAUCGUCAGCUCAGAGUGGUGCUCACCAGCAAAGCAGCAAUUUCGGCGGUAUGAAUGAUCCUUUUGCGCGAUCCACUUCCGGCUUUGGUACUCAAGGAUAUGGCCAGCAGAUGUCAACUGCGGGACCCGAAGAUUCACUGAAACCAUUCAGCGAUUCCAAGGGCGGUCCUUCACCAGCCUUGGGUCAGCCAGGUCGUCCAGGCUCAGCCGCCAACAGCGCUGCCGGCGUCUCCCAGUCUGGCUUGCCUCCGCCACAAGGCCAACAGUCUGGCUAUGGCGGAUACCCAGGCUUUCAGAACCAGAGCAGUCAAUACGGCGGUCUUGGCGGUCUGGGAUCUCAUCAAGGCAGCCAAGGUGCCGGACAGCAGAGCGGCUAUGGAGCUCAGCAGAGUGCCUAUGGCGGCUACGGUGGCUUCAACCAGACCUACGGCAAUUACGGGCAAUCGCGUGGCGGCUGGAGUGCUAACUACGGCGGACAUUAG
Messenger RNA from Fulvia fulva, 2967 nucleotides. RefSeq lists its product as uncharacterized. Gene Ontology annotation, molecular function: ubiquitin binding. The record is from RefSeq and is a predicted model, not a curated record. Lineage: Eukaryota; Fungi; Ascomycota; Dothideomycetes; Mycosphaerellales; Mycosphaerellaceae. Gene Ontology annotation, cellular component: cytoplasm; nucleus. The transcript is spliced from 2 exons. Bases 1 to 2967 code for a protein of 988 amino acids.